Messenger RNA from Penicillium taxi, 1398 nucleotides. RefSeq lists its product as uncharacterized. The transcript is spliced from 5 exons. The coding region runs from base 1 to 1398 and encodes 465 amino acids. NCBI's taxonomy places the organism in Eukaryota, Fungi, Ascomycota, Eurotiomycetes, Eurotiales, Aspergillaceae. The record is from RefSeq and is a predicted model, not a curated record.
AUGUCGGGUGUAGAGCUUGGCCUUGCCAUAUUCGGCACUAUUGAUCAGUGUAUCAAAUACGGAAAGAUCGUCGUGGACAAAUGGAAGGCCUUUAAGGGAGCAGAUCAGAUGAUUAAAGAGCAAACUAUUAUUAUUGAAGCCAUCUGGUUGAAGGUAUCCCUUCAGUUAGACUUUCUCAAGCGGAUUUGGGAAAGUCUAGACCCGAAUUAUAAGGAUCUACAGGAACGCCUUCUCGUCAUUCUGCAAUCUAGGAUAACUGGUGCUAGCUUGCAGCUGAGCAAGCUUGAGAAACAGGGGCCCUGGGAUAGCAAUGUUCCAAUGAAGAAGAAAGAGGCGCUGAAAUAUGCCUUGCUUAGCAGAGAAUCCCUCAACAAACUAAUUAGUGAGCUUCAAAAUUGGGAAAAGCUGUUCGACCCCACAUGGCAUUUGACUUCGCGGAUGCAUAAUCAAUUCAUUGAUAUGGAGUUCACCAGACAUUCAGGAGCUGGCAGACUCUCCAUCGAAAGAGAAGUUCGAAGUACACUUCAUUCACCCCGCCAAGCCAGUGUGUUUCUUCCACAGAGAGAUUUGGACCAGGCUAGCCGCUCUCCAAUUCAAUUUUCGGAUUCCCAUGUUAUUGAUAUACAUGCAGGCACGGAGGAUGUUUCUAUUUUCAUGAGGCAUGUUCGAGACCUGGCACAAAAGCUCGAGAAGGUUGACGCUAGACUUUUCCACGUACUGAAAUGUCAAGGCGUUGUUCGCGUUAAAGACCCCCUCACAAAGCGAGUUCUAUCAUUCGACUUCAUAUUCCACAUCCCCGAUGGGUGUUUCGAGCCUCAGAGUCUUCGGUCUCAUCUUUAUUCGAUGACUUGUCCUUCGCUGAAUGAGAAAAUCGAGCUUGCUAAGCAGCUUGCCACAUCAGUGAAUUAUGUUCAUGUUCUUGAUAUCGUUCACAAGAAUACUCGUCCAGAAAACGCCUUGCUAGGCAACUCCGUUUGGGCCGAAACCACCUACCAACACCCUGAUCGACAAGGAAUCCAUCCUAGUGCAGACUAUACUAUGCAGCAUGAUAUCUAUAGUCUCGGCGUAUGCCUUCUUGAGAUUGGGCUCUGGGAAUCGUUUGUGAGUAGUCAGGGCAAGAUAUUCCCCCAAGCAGUAAAUGGGGAAGACCCGGAUCCUUCCGCCUAUAUAAUGGAGGGCAGCUCUCUUAAAGAUUACUAUGUUGUAUUAGCAAAUAAGCAUUUAUCGACCAAGAUGGGAGAAAAGUAUAUGCAUGUUGUUGUCAAUUGUUUAACAUGCCUGGAUGAGACAAACCAAGACUUUGGUGACCAGACUGAAUUUGAGGACAAUGAUGGAAUUUUGAUUGGUGUCAAGUACAUUGAAAAAAUCCUUCUUCUUUUAAGUGAGAUAUCUGUAUAG